AUGAAAUAUGACGGACUGCAUCAAGUCGUGUCGAUAAUCCUAUUUAAUAUUGUUCUCAACCUACCCACGAAUAGAGUUUGCUGGUCGGUGGUGGUCGUCCUCUCACUAAGCUGCUGCAUAGCGGCCAUCGUAAUCGGCCAUCAGAAAUGGAUCGAAAAGCCAAUGAUCGUAAGCUUCUCCGCGAAACCGAUCCCCGUGUGGAAGAUGCCGUUCCCGGCCAUCACCAUCUGUCCGCAGACGAGAAUCGAUGCGGAAAAGUUCAACAUCACCGAGGUGUACCUAAGGGCACGUGCCAAUGCAACACUCUCGUACGACGAAUGGCGCAAGUUGCGUGUGCUGACACACGUCUGUUCCUCGGUAAUGCGCUCCAAGAACGAUUUCUAUGGUACAGGAGAAGGUACCAGCCGGGAUACAUCGGCACCGGAUAAUGAGCAGGUGGUAGAACAGUUGAUCAAUAUGUCCAUACCGUACGAUGAGAUGUUUCAGUCGUGCAUGUGGAGCUUUAACUUUCGGCCGUGUGAGGCGCUCUGGGCACGGAAGGUAACGGAGAAUGGCAUUUGCUAUAGCUUCAAUAUGCUUUCGAGUGCGGAACUGUACACGCAGGAUCAAGAGUUCCGUGAACGGGAAGUAAAUCCUGAUAGCAAGAAACACGGGUUCCAAUCGUUGCAUGCAUCCAAGAUGCGUAGUACGGGAUGGACAAUGGAAAAGGGCUAUACCGUAGGUGAGGAUCUUCUAGCAUAUCCGAGACGUACGGCUAGCGGAGGAUUUAAGGGUGGUGCGAUCGUAUUAAUGAAGACGCAUCAGAAAAAUCGCGAAUAUAUCUGUUCGGUGAGUUGGUACCGGGGUGCUUUACAAGGCUACAAGGUCACAAUCCACCCACCGGAUGAAUUCCCGAGACUGAGCGAACAUCAUAUCCGAGUACCGCCGAUGCAUGCCGUGUCGAUUAUUGUGAAGCCACGUUUACUCACCACCCAAAGCAAUCUUCAUCGAUAUCCUUACACAAAAAGGCAAUGUUUUUUUGCGGACGAACGGAAGUUACGCUUUUUCCGCGUGUACAACGAACAGAACUGUGAGUUCGAAUGUCUCACCAACUACACCUUGGCAGAGUGCGGUUGUGUGACGUUUGCGAUGCCACGGGAUAAUACUACCCGGGUGUGCGGUGUCCACGAAAAGCGUUGCUAUAAAUCAGCUGUGACUCGGCUAAUGGAGCUGGAUGAGUUGACCGUUUACACGGGACAGGAUACGUGUGACUGUUUGCCCGCUUGUACGACGGUGAAGUACGAUGUGGAGCUUUCGAACGAUUGGCUAAAUUUGGAUGCAAUGCUUGCGUCCAUGAUUAAGCGAGAGCGUGGAAUGGAAGGAAUGGAACCAAUGUUACUGUACGUUUACUACAAGGACAACAAGUUCUCCUACAUCGAGCGGGUGGAGUAUAUGAAUUUUAAUGGAGAGUUGGCAAAUUUCGGUGGCAUUCUAGCACUUAUGUCUGGCAUGAGCCUUACAAGUUUGGCAGAAAUAUUGUACUACAUCUUUGUACGGCCUGUUGGACUUUGGGUUAAGGCACAGUACUUGAAGGCCACGGUUAGACCAUCAGUAGCAGAGGUGCAGCUGCAUACUCGUAGCAAUUCUGUGUAUCCCGUACGUCCUUGGAUCCCGUAGAAGACGAUUUUACGAUCAACAUGGUGCGGUGAAGUUGCAAGAAGCAAUAAUCCAUUCUUACCCAGCUAUCCGGAUUCGAUAACGAUCCGAUCGGGUGCGUUUGUGGUAAUGAAUUUUAAUGCAACCAAGCCAAUAUGCACUUACCAGACACACAUUCUCCUUGAGUAGCUUGCUUUUCCGUCUCCCCUCUACGAACACAGUUGUUAACGAUCUCGGCACUGUUCUGGCGCUAAUCCAUUCCGUGUGAUUGAGUUGACGAAUGGCAUUGACAGCAGGGAAUGAAUUUUUCAAUGCAAACGCAUUUAACCGUAUGCUAAUCGAUUGCAAAACUACCGCCUCUUCUGUAGUAAAGCAUGUUGGGCUACAGGCAACUGUUGUCUAGUAAAAGUGAGCGUGAGGCGUGAGAAGAAUUGUGAAACAAAUUCUCUUGACAGAGAAAGCGGCUGCAGGAAGGUUUUGGUAAUGUCUUUUAAAGGUUUGCUCCCUAGCCUUUGUUCGUCUUUAUUCUCACCAUCUGGGAAAUGUGAGUGAAAAUGUUUGCCUCAAAAUUGUUGAUCUGGUUUUCAAAUAAACAAACUACAAAGGAUCAAAUUUGCACGGCUAGGUGUUGAAAAUCCAUGCCAAAAACUUUACCAUACUCGGCACGCUUCGGUACGCGAAACACAAACAAUCGCAAAAGGUUACGCCAAAGGGACGUCUUGUAAUGCGCACACCUGGAUCGGGUUACGAAAAAGUUCCACUGUUCUUGCUGUAUAUACGUCCCCUACGCAAGCAAGAUCCUUGCUCAUACUAUAUAUACCUUUCCACAAAACCCGGAAAACGCGAUGUGUUUGGAAUUGGAAAAUUAUGAAAACAACCCGCACGUGCCAUCUCGAUUUAGGGGACUUUUAACCCACCCCCAAAAACACCCAGGCAUGGUCAGUAAAGUGCCGGGGGGAAGGAAAAAAAACUGGGAAGCAAAAGGAUGAUGCAUUUCAUUUGUUUGAAACAGUCGACCGAAUACGUGUUUUAAUUUAUUUUCCUACCAUAAAUUAGCAUCUUCCUUGCUUGGGGUUGGAAAACCGAUGUUGGACCCCGGGCCGAACGAUCUUUCAGCUCGGAUCGGAGUAAUUUAUUUGCAAGAUGCAUGAUGAAUAUACAGGAGAGAUCGUUUAUGUGGGCUAUUAUUUUAUUUUGGCACGAUAAGCUGAAAGGGUUUUAUUUGUUGAUGGGGUAAACAAAGUUCAAUCGCAAUGGAUAGAAACAGUUCCGUACGGGAGCUUUGUUCUGGAGCAGUGAGUUAAGAUAUACAGGUGAUUAAUUUGAAAUGUUUGUUGGUUUUAUAGUUUUAGCUUGGCGUUUUGGGAAAUUCAAUAGCAUUUUCAGGCCCAUUAACUAUUGUAAGAAAAUGCACAUUAAUUAAAUGACGCUUUAAAGUGCUUAAAAAAGACGAAAGAUGGAAAAGAAUGAAGUUAGUUGAGUAAAAUUGAAAAUCGAAAGGAAACAA
Molecule: messenger RNA, 3142 nt
Organism: Anopheles funestus (African malaria mosquito)
Lineage: Eukaryota; Metazoa; Arthropoda; Insecta; Diptera; Culicidae
Product: pickpocket protein 28-like
Exons: 5
Coding region: 1-1656 (551 amino acids)
Biological process (GO): sodium ion transmembrane transport
Cellular component (GO): membrane
Molecular function (GO): ligand-gated sodium channel activity
Source: RefSeq, a predicted model, not a curated record